This is a messenger RNA of Polypterus senegalus (gray bichir), 2936 nucleotides long. RefSeq names its product protein FAM110A. The record is from RefSeq and is a predicted model, not a curated record. NCBI's taxonomy places the organism in Eukaryota, Metazoa, Chordata, Cladistia, Polypteriformes, Polypteridae.
GCACAACUGCCUGUCUGCGUAGGAGCUGUCAUGAGCAGGAGCUGCUGUCUCCUCUGUCUGCCUCAACUUUGUGACUUUUGGAUCUUGCUGCUGUUUUUCAUUAAAACUGAGACGGACGCUUACAAGAGGAAGUUGAGAAAGUGCUGUGAACUGCCAGCAGCGGAGCAGAAGCCGUGCGCCUCCUUCUGUUUUAUUUCCUUGUGGAUUGUUGCCUCCAAAGACUGAUUAGUAAGCAUCUGCUGUUAACCUUUUGCGGUCUUGUUCUUUGAGGCGAGUUGAUAUGGAAUGUGACCCCUGACACUGCGUAGCUGGGUGCUUUGGAAUAAAAGUGAUCAGUGCUGAAAAGGGAGUGGGGACAAAAGCCACAAAAAAGCUUUUGGUCUUCUCACUAUGCCAGUAGAAACUCUGCAAGCAGACAGAAUGGUCCGGCAAGUUUCAUCCAGCGCAACCUUCACAUCUGCCAUGCCUUUCCGAAUCCUCAACAAGGGGCCGGAAUAUUUCCGUCGACCGCCUGAGCCCAGCAGCAAGAAGCCCAGCGCAGUCGAGCGACUGGAGGCCGACAAGGCAAAGUAUGUCAAGAGCCAGCAGGUUGUCUGCACUCGGCAGGAGCCUGUGAAACCGCCGGUGAUUAAGAAACCCCUGACGCCCGCUCUCCUGCAAAACACCCCCACCAGGAAAGCACCUCUGGCACUGCGAAGGGGGGAAGGACGAAGGAACGUUCUUAAUGUGGAUAUCUUGAAUAAUCUGAUCAAUAUCUGUGACAGCCCCCUGUCCUCUCCCAAACUUGUGCCCGACGGCCCUGCUGUCACAAGACCGCAGACGCCUAAAUGGGAAAAGCAAAUUUCUGCCGACAAGCCCACAGGAUAUUCCAAACUUUCGGACAGCUGUAGCACCCUGUGCAAGAAUGCACCCAGUUCGGUGACAGUACGGAGAGUGGACGUUAAACCUCUGGUGACUCAACAGCCGAAACAGAAAACCCUGGGCUUCAUCAGCCCCCCUCCUCCAUCUCCUGCCAUCACUAGGAUUUCAUCCACCAGUUCCAGAAGUUCUCGAAAGGGCACGGCAGAAAGUGGACGCAAGCAGCCCUCGUUGCACCGUUCCAAAUCGGACUUGAGUGACAGGUACUCUCGGGCCACCGCUGACUUGGAGCGCUUCUUUAACUACUGUGGCUUAGACCCCCAGGAGAUUGAGCACAUUGGCGUCGAACACUUUGUACGGGCCAGCUCGGAUAUUGUUUCCAACAAGUUUCCCAGUGUCAGCACGCCCAGUUCGGAGUGCGGCCAAUCCCAACAGAGCAACCACACGGAGGAGAAGUCCAAUGAGCGUGUGCCCUAUGGCAUCUCCAUCAUCGAGAGGAAUGCUCGGGUCAUUAAGUGGCUGUAUGGCAUCCGGCAAGCCAGGGAAACGCAGAAGGUGUCCAAUGUGUAGUUUUGAAAGGACAAAAUGGGCACGCUCUUAAGUGACUUCCCAUUGAUUUGACUGCUUUCAUUUUUUAUUUUGAAAUGAUUGACCUCUAAAGAAUGGGUUUGUUGCCUUUUUUUUUUCUCUCUUAAUAUAGUGCCCUUAAAAUGAAUGGGGGGAAAAAAAAAAGUGUUAAGUGGCAAAAGUGAAAGAGACUUUAAGGCCUGGCUGCUGAUCCACAAAAAGAGCUGAAAAUGCAGAUUACAAUAGAAGUGCUGCAGGUGAAAUGUAAUCAAAAGAGAGUCGUCACUGGUCAAUGCCACCGAUGAACCUGACGUUUAAUCUUUAGUUAGUCUAGCUUCAACACGAGGGGUAGUGGGGGGGCGGUGAGUGAGUUAAAGCCACAAAAUGUCAUUUAUGUCUGCAACUUUUCAUUUAGAGCAGCGAGGGGCUGGCGAUUCGGAGUGCAGAUUGAGUCCCCCUUUCUUUCUUUCACCGUGGGGAGGUGUAGUUGCUCUUUCUGGUGUUCCGUUAGUUUUGCUUCUUAUUCCCGUUCGCCGGUGAGCUUUCACAAGGUGUCACACGCUUUGGGUUAGGCAACAGCCAGCCGGGAGCACAUGGAAAAUAUGUGGGGAAUGGCAUUCGAGCGGUCACGCAAGUGAAUGGAAAGACAAAAAGGGACGGUGUCGUUGAUCUUGACAGAUUAAGCGACUGUGAUGAGACCAAAAUCGUAGCUUCUCCAGGUCCUGAGGAAAUAUGAAUGGACUGUGAACAGAUGUUUGUCCGCUUUUCCCGUGCUAGAAUCGGACAGCUUUUAGGGCGCCUUUUGUGUCAGAGGAGUAGCAAAAGGCACCAUCACCCUACUUAUGUAAUCAGAUUUUGCACAACCACUACAGGUCGGAUCUUUUCAUCUCGCACCAAAGAUUCGACCGAAAGCCUGGAGCACAUAUUGCUUACAUCUGCUCUCCAUUAUUUCAUAUAUGUGUGUGUAUAUAUAUAUAUAUAUAUAUGUGUGUGUGUGUGUGUGUGGCACAGAGAGAGCAGUUUCUUGUUUAGCCAGACAGAAAGAUGCAGAUAAGGGGGGGUUGGGAAAAGGUUGGCACAGUAUCUGGUAAAUAUUGAACAGCACGUACGAUUGGUUACGACUAGAAAUGAAACACGACCUAUUACACCCACUGCUUACUCGCAUCACUGGGGGGGGAAAAAAAAGAACUGGUACUAACGGUACGAAAUCCUGGAAGUUUGAAGCUUUGUCGUUUUGAAAAGGGGGGGCAGCCUAACCAGGUGCAUGAAUCAAACGUGACUUCACCAUGUGGGCCGAGUUUCAAACAUGUGGGUUUGUUAUCAAGUUAAACUCUGGUCCUGUCGAGCAUUCUGGGGAAAUUCCGCUCUUAGUGUACUGAUGUCAGUUUUUGUUUUGUUUCUGGAAAGAAAAUGAAUGUGUUUUUUUAAAUGUAAAGUUGGGGAGGCAGGGGUAUAUCAAAGAACUAUUUGAAAUUGAAAUAGAUUUUUUUUCAUUCAUAUUUAUUAAGCCA